Molecule: messenger RNA, 2109 nt
Organism: Bipolaris maydis ATCC 48331
Lineage: Eukaryota; Fungi; Ascomycota; Dothideomycetes; Pleosporales; Pleosporaceae
Source: RefSeq, a predicted model, not a curated record
GCCAACGACAGCGAGUGGGACAUAUAGAUAUACACGAUGCCUCCCAAGAAGCAGGACCAGAAGUCGGAGGGCGGCCAGGAACAUGGCGCCAUCUUCUCCAUCUCCGGUCCCGUCAUCAUCGCCGAGAACAUGAUUGGAUGUGCCAUGUACGAGCUUGUCCGUGUUGGUUAUGACAACCUUGUGGGUGAGGUUAUUCGAAUCGAAAACGACAAGGCCACAAUUCAAGUCUACGAAGAGACUGCUGGUGUGACCGUUGGCGACCCCGUCUACCGUACCGGACAGCCGCUAUCUGUCGAGCUCGGCCCUGGUCUUAUGGAGACCAUCUACGACGGUAUUCAGCGUCCCCUCAAGGGCAUUGCCGACGACGCAAAGAGCAUCUACAUUCCCCGCGGUAUUGAUCUGCCUGCUCUCGAUCGUAAGAAGAAGUGGGACUUCACACCGGGAUCGCUCAAGGUCGGCGACCACAUCACUGGUGGUGAUGUCUUUGGUACCGUCUUCGAAAACAGUCUUCUCAGCGAGCACAAGAUCCUCCUGCCUCCCCGCGCAAAGGGCACCAUUACUCGCAUCGCCGAGAAGGGCAGCUACACGGUUGAUGAGAAGAUUUUGGAGCUGGACUUCAAUGGCACCAAGACUGAGUACAGCAUGAUGCACAAGUGGCCCGUCCGAGUGCCCCGCCCCUCCAACGAGAAGAUGUCCUCGGACCAGCCGCUCAUCGUCGGUCAGCGUGUGCUCGACUCCCUGUUCCCCAGUGUUCAGGGUGGUACUGUGUGCAUUCCUGGUGCCUUCGGAUGCGGCAAGACUGUCAUUUCUCAGUCUCUGUCCAAGUUCUCAAACAGCGACAUCAUUGUAUACGUUGGUUGUGGUGAGCGCGGAAAUGAGAUGGCUGAAGUCUUGAUGGAUUUCCCCGAGCUCACCAUCACUGUCGACGGCAAGCAGGAGCCCAUUAUGAAGCGUACCACCCUCAUUGCCAACACUUCAAACAUGCCUGUGGCUGCCCGUGAAGCUUCCAUUUACACUGGUAUUACGGUUGCCGAGUAUUUCCGCGAUCAAGGUAAAGACGUCGCAAUGAUGGCAGACUCAUCGUCACGAUGGGCAGAGGCGCUUCGAGAAAUUUCCGGUCGUCUGGGAGAGAUGCCUGCUGACCAAGGUUUCCCUGCCUACCUGGGUGCUAAGCUUGCGUCUUUCUACGAGCGCGCUGGACGCGUUGAGGCUCUGGGUAGCCCUGAGCGAUACGGUAGUGUUUCAAUCGUCGGUGCCGUCAGCCCGCCAGGAGGCGAUUUCUCUGAUCCCGUUACUACGAGUACACUGAACAUUGUGCAAGUCUUUUGGGGUUUGGACAAGAAGCUGGCUCAGCGAAAGCAUUUCCCAUCAGUCAACACUUCGAUCAGUUACAGCAAGUACACCACACCUCUGGACAAAUUCUAUGCGAAGAACAACCCCGACUUCCCACGGCUCCGUGACCGCAUCAAGGAGCUUCUGACGACAUCCGACGAUCUCGACCAAGUCGUGCAGCUUGUGGGUAAGUCGGCGCUCGGUGACAGCGACAAGAUCACGCUCGAUGUGGCUACACUACUCAAGGAGGACUUCUUGCAGCAAAACGGAUACUCGGACUACGACCAGUUCUGCCCACUAUGGAAGACAGAGUGGAUGAUGAAGAACAUGAUGGCUUUCCACGACGAAGCGCAGAAGGCAGUUUCUCAAGGACAUUCAUGGCCCAAGAUCCGAGACGCUACUUCAGACAUUCAAUCGCAGCUUCGCUCGAUGAAGUUUGAGCUGCCCAGCGACGGUGAGGAGGCGGUCACGAAGAAGUACGAGCAGCUGCUACAGAAGAUGACUGAGAAGUUUGCAUCUGUGGUUGACGAAUAGAUGUAUGUGGCUAGAUGCGACAGUCUUUUUGUUGGUUGAUAAUCGCGGCAACUGAGUACAAUACACAUUCUAUGUUCGUUGAGAUGUGUACACUAGACUGAUGUGGUGUGAAAAUGAGAUGAUAUGAAAGAUUUCUAACACGCGUAUUGACUGCACCGUAUGUCACCAAGUCAGAUACGUACAUUAUCUAUGUAUCAAGUCAAACCUAUCCUCUUUUGUAAAGUCGGGACAGAAAGCCGUACU